CUUUUGCGUGCUGGUUUGUCAGUACCUCAGUAUAGCUCUUAACUUCCUCUUGCAAGUUGAAAGUGACCACCAAAGUGAACCUGAAAUAAGAGACUCGGAAAUAAAGACUGGCAUACAAGAUAAAUGUCUUGCAUGCACAACUUCAAAGACGAUUCAGCAACUGAUCCUUUCAGGUACCCCAAAUUAGUUACUGAGGGUUGAUUUGUCCAAGAGAAACUGACUGCCCCAAACCACUCCAGCUGGGGCUGACCUGAGCAUCCAGGCAGCAAACAUCAUAUCCCUGUCUGAGGACCUGAAGGAAGUCUCUUUGUGACUUGGGUCCAGUUGCAUGCUGUUGCUCUCCUGCCCCAGGGGAGGCUGAUGCAUGUGUCACCUCUGCUGCUCUUUCCAGAAGAAGAUGAAGGUGUUGCUGAGGCUGACUCUGGUGCUGACAUGGCUGGGUAAGCUAGCGAUGCUGCGGGUCGGCUGGAUGGGUGUUCAUGGAGCCGCAGCUUCAAGCCAGUGCUGGGGACUCUGUGCUGCUGCAGUGCCUCUUCCUAGACCCGCUGGCCAAGGGCUGGACCAUGGCCAAAGUGGACUGGCUGCGCCUGGCAGGAGCUGGCACGCAGAAGCAGGAGGAGAUGGUGUUUUAUUACUACAGCAACCAUAGCAUCCCUGUGGGCCGUUUUCGGGAGCGGGUGCAGUGGCAGGGGGACGUGUCCCGCUGGGAUGGUUCCAUCCAGCUGCAGGAUGUGCAGGUGAACGACAGCGGCACGUACGUGUGUGAGGUCCGGCUGCUCCAGCGCAGCAGCAUCUUCAAGAACCACACGGUGCUGCACGUCAGCCCCACAGAACAGAGAGCAGGACGCGGAGCAGCAGGCGCCCAGGAUGCUGCAGCCCUAGGAGACACUGGGUUUUGGCCUCUGGCUGUGGGCUGUGGCUGUGUGGCCGUUGUGCUGGCUUUCCUGGCCGGGCUCAGCCUGAGGAAGAGGUCUGCAGCCAACAUGGCCCUGGAGAGGACUGGGAAUGGUGGCAGCAAGAACAGAGCAGAGGAAGCACUGUAUUCCUCGAUCCCUGGAGCUGAGGUACCCAAGGCUGAACAGGGUGCAGGGAAGAAGAAGAGACCUGAGGAGACCUACAUAACCAUGCACCCAUCUCGCUUCCAGGAGAACGGUGUCUACGUGGAGCUGGCCAGGAGGGUGAUCCCAGCUGAAUGGAUGGGAGAAGGGAGACAAGGUGAUGGACAAGGCGAGGAACCCUACAGCAGACCAGAGGUGGCACUUCCCAGGGCUCCAGAGCAGGAGAAAUAGCUGUGCUGGGGGAUGUAAGCCCUUAGCCAGCAGGUGUGUGCAAGGGAUCUCUGUUCCUCUGGGCAGGCAGUGUUCUGCUGCUGUCAGCCCUUCCUCUAACAAGUGGCGCCACUUCACCGUGUGCCCCAUGCCAGAGUCAUUGCUGGAGCACAUCCCACGCAGGAUGCCUGUGGGGACCAGGGAAGCUGCGUCUUUCUGGCUCUCAUCUCCUGGUCUCUGGAGGGGGGAACAGUGGGCACAGCCCCCCCACUGUAGCUUUUGAUGCUGGUCCAUGCAGCUCCGGGUCCCGAGAUAACCGUCUCCGAGGAGAGCC
Messenger RNA from Pezoporus flaviventris, 1602 nucleotides. RefSeq names its product junctional adhesion molecule-like. The record is from RefSeq and is a predicted model, not a curated record. NCBI's taxonomy places the organism in Eukaryota, Metazoa, Chordata, Aves, Psittaciformes, Psittacidae. Gene Ontology annotation, cellular component: membrane. The transcript has 8 exons. Bases 480 to 1289 code for a protein of 269 amino acids.